AAUCAUCAUCUCCUGCAACGCCAUUUCAUUUCUCUUCUUUUCUCGGCUUGCUUUCUGUGUCCCUGGGAAGGAAAACUUUCCACCGGAUAGAAGCCUCCAACGAAAAUCUCAAAGCUCAAUUCCGCUACGUUCUGACCUAACCUGAUUGGCAUCUUCAUAUUCGAAUCACACAAUUACUUCUCUCUCUCUCUCUCUCUCUCUCUCUCUGGUUCAGCAUGACGCUUGUUUCCCAGGCAGGUAUAUCAUAUUAUAUCCCCACUGAAAUACCACGCUCUAAAACCAGUCAAAAUGUAGUCUUCGGCGUAGUUAACAGCAUAGAGGCAUCUAAACCAAAAGAAAUGUAUACUAGAUUCUCCUCAUUAUCGUAUAAUUCUAUCAAGAUGUCUCGGAUUUCAACUUCAGAAAACUCAUGGUUAAGAAGCAAAAGAGGGAAUCAAGUGAUUGUUGCAGCAAGUCCUCCUAUUGAGGAUGCUGUGAUUGCUACAGAACCACUAACUAAAGAGGAUCUUGUAGGAUAUCUUGCAUCUGGAUGCAAAUCAAAGGAACAGUGGAGAAUAGGUACGGAACAUGAGAAGUUUGGAUUUGAACUUGGAACUUUACGCCCUAUGAAAUAUGAACAAAUUGCAGAAUUGCUUAAUGGUAUUGCUGAGAGAUUUGAUUGGGAGAAAGUAAUGGAAGGUGACUACAUUAUAGGACUUAAACAGGGAAAGCAGAGCAUAUCACUAGAGCCUGGUGGCCAAUUCGAGCUUAGUGGUGCACCACUUGAAACCUUGCAUCAAACUUGUGCUGAAGUUAAUUCGCAUCUUUAUCAGGUUAAAGCAGUUGCAGAGGAAUUGGGAAUUGGAUUCUUAGGAAUUGGCUUCCAGCCCAAAUGGGGACUUAAAGACAUACCUGUUAUGCCCAAGGGAAGGUACGAUAUCAUGAGGAAUUACAUGCCUAAAGUUGGCUCAUUGGGACUUGAUAUGAUGUUCAGGACAUGCACCGUUCAGGUUAAUCUGGAUUUCAGUUCUGAAGCUGACAUGAUAAGGAAAUUUCGCGCUGGUCUUGCUUUGCAACCGAUAGCAACAGCUUUGUUUGCAAAUUCACCUUUCACUGAAGGAAAGCCAAAUGGUUAUCUUAGCAUGAGAAGCCAAAUUUGGACUGAUACUGAUAAGGAUCGCACCGGCAUGCUACCUUUUGUUUUUGAUGACUCAUUUGGGUUUGAGCAGUAUGUCGAUUAUGCUCUUGAUGUUCCAAUGUAUUUUGUUUAUCGGAAGAAGAAAUAUAUUGACUGCACUGGAAUGACAUUCAGGGACUUUAUGGCUGGAAAACUUCCUUGCAUUCCGGGUGAACUGCCAACCCUUAAUGAUUGGGAGAAUCACUUAACAACAAUUUUCCCUGAGGUCAGACUGAAGCGAUACUUGGAAAUGAGGGGUGCUGAUGGAGGGCCUUGGAGGAGGUUGUGUGCAUUGCCAGCAUUUUGGGUAGGAUUAUUAUACGAUGAAAUCUCGCUUCAACAUGUUCUUGACAUGGUAGCUGAUUGGACUCCUGAAGAAAGACAAAUGUUAAGGAAUAAGGUUCCAGUGACUGGUUUAAAGACUCCUUUUCGUGAUGGAUUAUUGAGGCAUGUUGCUGAAGAUGUUCUACAGCUGGCUAAGGAUGGCUUGCAAAGGAGAGGCUUCAAGGAGGUCGGGUUCUUGAAUGAGGUGGCUGAGGUGGUUAGAACAGGUGUAACACCAGCUGAGAAACUUUUGGAGUUGUACAAUGGAAAGUGGGGGCAAUCUGUAGAUCCUGUUUUCGAAGAAUUACUCUAUUGAGGUGAAUUAGAUUCUUGUGGGCACUUAAGCAGCCUUCUCCUGUACUGAAUUUUGGAUGUGAGCGGUUGUUGUUUCUGUUAUCAACUCCUUUCUCAUCUAUGGUUAGAAAUAGAUGACUUCAGAGGAAUUUUCUGUUAUCAAGUCCUUUCUCAUCUAUGGUUAGAAAUAGAUGACUUCAGAGGAAUAAAUUUAUCGUGUGUAUCCUUGGCAUGAGGAUCCUUCUGUAUGUCUCAUUGGAUAAUAACCACACCAAACUCUGUUGAACUGAAUAUCUUUUUUCUU
This is a messenger RNA of Jatropha curcas, 2078 nucleotides long. It is a transcript of the gene GSH1, whose product is annotated as glutamate-cysteine ligase. The record is from RefSeq and is a predicted model, not a curated record. Lineage: Eukaryota; Viridiplantae; Streptophyta; Magnoliopsida; Malpighiales; Euphorbiaceae. Gene Ontology annotation, molecular function: glutamate-cysteine ligase activity. Gene Ontology annotation, biological process: glutathione biosynthetic process.